AUCACAAAACGAGAUCUUCGAUUGACCGACAAAAAAAUACAUUGAUAGACUAACAAUGCUGUCUGGUCAUCACCAUUUACGGUGCGACUCGAUGUGGUUUGUACGACGUACGAUGUUUGUCUCCGCCAUAGCGGCAACCCUCGUGUGGGUUGCCGCUUCCGGCGAAGCCAAAGUAAAGUUGCCGGAGGGGGUGGUGGUGCCGGCGCUGAUAGGCUUCGGGGAUUCCAUAAUAGAUCAAGGCAUGAACAACUAUAUUCCGACCGUCGUCAAGUGCAACUUCCAACCCUAUGGGGAGGACUUUAUGGGGGGAAAGCCCACUGGGCGCUUUACCAAUGGCAAGACCCCCACUGAUAUUAUAGCUGAGAUGUUGGGAAUCAAAGAUUAUGUGCCAGCUUAUUUGGACGCCAGUUUAACCCCCGAGGAUCUGAAAACGGGAGUCAGCUUUGCAUCCGGAGCCAGUGGAUAUGACCCCCAAACACCCCAAAUUGUGUCGGUCUUCCCGCUGUCGCAACAAAUAGAGUAUUUCAAAGAGUAUUUGGGGAAGCUGAAGGCCGCGUUUGGUGAAGAGCAAACAAAGUUCAUAUUAGACAACAGCUUAUUCUUGGUGGUCGCCGGCAGCGACGACCUUGCCAACACCUACUUCACUGUCGGAAUCCGCCGAUUGCAUUACAACGUUGAUGCUUACACUGAUCUUGUCAUACAUGGUGCUUCCAACUUCAUUCAAGAAUUGUACUCACUGGGAGCAAGAAGGAUAGGGGUAUUCAGUGUGCCACCGAUUGGAUGUUUGCCAUCACAGAGGACAUUGGGAGGAGGAAAGAGUCGAGGAUGCGCUGAGAAUUACAACGACGCUGCCAAAUUGGCCAAUUCCAAGUUCUCAGCUACACUUCAGUCCUUGUCCACCACCUUACCCAAAUCCAAGCUCGUUUUUAUUGACAUCUACGAACCCCUCCUUCACAUCAUGCUCAACCCUCAACAAUAUGGUUCGGAUUUUGACACUACACUACACUAUAAGUGAUCAAGCAUACCAUCCCAUAUCAGAUCAUAUCAAUUCAUAUAAAAUUUGACCGCACAAGACUAGACUGGAAAAUUACAGUUCAAUUAAAACCAGCUUAAGAAAAAUAUUAGGAAUCAUGAUUAUAGCCAAGGGCGGAGCUAGCGUGGGGUCAGCCUAGGCUUUGGCCCACCCAAAAUUUUAAAAGAUGUCUUAAAUAAUUUGGUAAAAAAACUUUGUUUAAUUUUUAUUUUCAAAAAUAUUUUUUGUACCGGUUCAAUCUGACCCAGUGUCCUAGUUCCAACUCUGAUUAUAGCUAGCUAGGAUUGAAGAAAAUAUUAAUCAAAAUCAGACUUUUUAAUUCACAUUUUUGGUUAAAAUAGAAGUAAAACAUGAAGAAAGUCCAUGAAGCUAAGAGCUGAAAAUGGAUAUGGUAUGUUUGAGUAUAUAUAAUUAGAGUAAUCAGCAAUUAAUUAAUUAAUUUGAUGUAUGCAUGUGAUGUGUAGGAUUUGAAGUGGCUGAUAAAGGAUGUUGUGGAACGGGAAACGUAGAGGUUGCCGUUUUAUGUAACAAAUUGUUACCCACAUGUGAAGAUCGCGAGAAGUAUUUGUUUUGGGAUAGUUAUCACCCCACAGAAAAAGGUUACAGAACCCUUGUAAAUAAGGUCAUCUACAAGUAUAUCGACGAAUUCUUCUAAGCCCCCAUGCACCGCCCGGUUAUUAAUUAGUUAAAUCGUCAUUAAAGGCUACUUAUAUCGUUUUGAAGCCUCUCGCUUUAUUACGGAGUAUAUGUUAUUUUUUGCCAUUUCUCUUUGCAAUACUACGAUGUAUUAUCUUCUUCAACUCUAGCUAGCAAAAAUUUACUGUUAGCUAGCUAGUUAUUUACGAGCCGGGGUGAAUUUACCUACACACAAUUUCUCCAUUUCAAAUAUGCAUAAGGUUUAAAUACGUUUUUAGUCCUUACAAAUAUGAUUGAAUUUGUUUUAGAUCCCUG
Cuscuta epithymum is the source of this 1984-nucleotide messenger RNA. Lineage: Eukaryota; Viridiplantae; Streptophyta; Magnoliopsida; Solanales; Convolvulaceae. The record is from the annotation of a GenBank genome assembly.